UCUCCUCGGUGACAUCACACUGGCUCCGCCCCACGCUGCCCACUCCCGAUACUUCUGCGGCUCGCCUGCGCCCCGGAAGCUGCCCCUGCUCGGGGGUCACGAUGGGCAGCAAGAUGGCUUCCGCCAGCAGGGUCGUGCAGGUAGUGAAGCCACAUGCUCCAUUAAUAAGGUUCCCUGACAGAAGAGAUAAUCCUAAACUUAGUGCCUCAGAAGCGUUGCGAUCUGCUGGGCUACCCUCCCACUCAUCCAUAACCUCACAGCAUUCUAAAGGAAGUAUAUCCCCAGAUUUGCUGAUGCAUCCAGGGCCACCAGACACUGCAGAAAUACUAAAAACAUUACCUCAGAAAUACAGAAGGAAACCUAUAUCUCAAGAAGAAAUGGAAUUUAUCCAGCGUGGAGGUCCAGAAUGAUCUGUGGCUGCUGUUUGUCGUCAGACGAAAGGGUUAUCUUUACAAUAAAGGACUUCCAAAAUGUCAAGUGAAAAUUGUAUAUUAAAGAACCUUAAUAAAUAUUCUGUGAAAAGAA
Phodopus roborovskii (desert hamster) is the source of this 525-nucleotide messenger RNA. It is a transcript of the gene Kgd4, whose product is annotated as mitochondrial ribosomal protein S36. NCBI's taxonomy places the organism in Eukaryota, Metazoa, Chordata, Mammalia, Rodentia, Cricetidae. The record is from RefSeq and is a predicted model, not a curated record. The coding region runs from base 102 to 410 and encodes 102 amino acids. Gene Ontology annotation, biological process: 2-oxoglutarate metabolic process. The transcript is spliced from 4 exons.